Molecule: messenger RNA, 853 nt
Organism: Coffea eugenioides
Lineage: Eukaryota; Viridiplantae; Streptophyta; Magnoliopsida; Gentianales; Rubiaceae
Product: peptidyl-prolyl cis-trans isomerase CYP22
Exons: 7
Coding region: 88-687 (199 amino acids)
Biological process (GO): protein peptidyl-prolyl isomerization; protein folding
Cellular component (GO): intracellular membrane-bounded organelle
Molecular function (GO): peptidyl-prolyl cis-trans isomerase activity
Source: RefSeq, a predicted model, not a curated record
AACUUAACGCUCUGUUCUCUUCCUAUUCUCUCCGUAGUUUGAUUUCGCGGUCGUGAGUGUUUUGACCCGUUAGUAAAGAGAGUUUUCAUGGCGGCAUCAUUAGGCGGCGGCAAUGGUGGUGGUGCUGCGGGGGCGGCGGGAGUGGUGGAGUGGCACCAGAGGCCUCAGAAUCCCAAGAAUCCAGUAGUUUUCUUCGACAUUACGAUCGGUACAAUGCCCGCAGGCCGUAUCAAAAUGGAGCUCUUUGCUGAUAUUGCCCCCAAAACUGCCGAAAAUUUCCGGCAGUUUUGCACCGGUGAGUACAGGAAAGCAGGAUUGCCUGUUGGUUACAAAGGAUCUCAGUUCCAUAGGGUGAUCAAGGAUUUCAUGAUACAAGGCGGUGACUUUGUGAAGGGUGAUGGUAGUGGCUGUGUGUCUAUAUACGGGAGCAAGUUUGAAGAUGAAAACUUUAUUGCGAAGCACACUGGUCCUGGCCUCUUGUCAAUGGCAAAUAGUGGACAAAAUACUAAUGGAUGUCAGUUCUUUAUCACAUGUGCCAAGUGCGACUGGCUUGACAAUAAGCAUGUAGUUUUUGGGCGAGUACUUGGAGAGGGUCUAUUGGUUGUCAGGAAGAUUGAAAAUGUGGCUACUGGACCUAACAAUCGACCAAAAUUGGCCUGCGUGGUUGCUGAAUGUGGGGAGAUGUGAAACGCCAAUUCUGCGUAGCUAUAUUUGUAGGCUUUCUUAUUAAAAAUUUUGAAUGUGUGUAGCCGCUAGUAUUAAUUUUGAUUGUAAAUGGUCUACAUCGAGUAUUUUGUGACCACCUAAAGAUCUCAAAGGUCACAAAAAAUUACUGGAGAAAAAAUUGAUAAAA